Messenger RNA from Echinops telfairi (small Madagascar hedgehog), 5485 nucleotides. RefSeq names its product Rho GTPase activating protein 35 (gene ARHGAP35). Gene Ontology annotation, biological process: signal transduction. NCBI's taxonomy places the organism in Eukaryota, Metazoa, Chordata, Mammalia, Afrosoricida, Tenrecidae. The coding region runs from base 175 to 4674 and encodes 1499 amino acids. The record is from RefSeq and is a predicted model, not a curated record. Gene Ontology annotation, molecular function: GTP binding; GTPase activity. The transcript has 6 exons.
CGUGAUGAGCGGCCACCAACACUAACCUUGCGCUGGUGUGCAAGCACCGUGGGACCUGCCCCCUGGGUUGCUCGGGCAGUCGGCGCCCCCUGAUGGUGCUGGGCCGCCGUCGGAGCCCCUGGACCACUCGAAUCUGAUCUCGGCCGUGGUGGACUGUGGCAGGAUGUGUCGACGAUGAUGAUGGCAAGAAAGCAAGAUGUCCGCAUCCCCACCUACAACAUCAGCGUGGUGGGCCUGUCCGGGACGGAGAAGGAGAAGGGCCAGUGCGGCGUCGGGAAGUCCUGCCUCUGCAACCGCUUUGUGCGCCCCAGCGCCGACGAGUUCCACCUGGACCACACCUCCGUGCUCAGCACCAGCGACUUCGGGGGCCGCGUGGUCAACAACGAUCACUUCCUCUACUGGGGCGAGGUGGGCCGCUCCCUGGAGGACUGCGUGGAGUGCAAGGUGCAUGUGGUGGAGCAGACCGAGUUCAUUGACGACCAGACUUUCCAGCCGCACCGCAGCACGGCCCUGCAGCCCUACAUCAAGCGUGCGGCUGCCACCAAGCUGGCCUCCGCCGAGAAGCUCAUGUACUUUUGCACGGACCAGCUGGGGCUGGAGCAGGACUUUGAGCAGAAGCAGAUGCCCGACGGGAAGCUGCUGGUGGACGGCUUCCUCCUGGGCAUCGACGUCAGCCGGGGCAUGAACAGGAACUUCGACGACCAGCUCAAGUUUGUCUCCAACUUGUACACCCAGCUGGCCAAGACCAAGAAGCCCAUCGUGGUGGUCCUGACCAAGUGUGACGAGGGCGUGGAGCGGUACAUUCGGGACGCGCACACUUUCGCCUUGAGCAAGAAGAACCUGCAGGUUGUGGAGACCUCGGCCCGGUCCAACGUCAACGUGGACCUGGCCUUCAGCACCUUAGCGCAGCUCAUCGACAAGAGCCGGGGCAAGACGAAGAUCACCCCGUACUUCGAGGCCCUGAAGCAGCAGAGCCAGCAGAUCGCCGCGGCCAAGGACAAGUACGAGUGGCUGGUGAGCCGCAUCGUGAAGCACCACAAUGAGAGCUGGCUGAGCGUCAGCCGCAAGAUGCAGGCCUCGCCCGAGUACCAGGACUACGUCUACCUGGAGGGCACGCAGAAGGCCAAGAAGCUCUUCCUGCAGCACAUCCACCGCCUCAAGCAGGAGCACGUGGAGCGCCGGCGGAAGCUCUACCUGGCAGCCCUGCCGCUGGCCUUCGAGGCCCUGGUCCCCAGCCUCGACGAGAUCGACCACCUCAGCUGCGCCAAAGCCAAAAAGCUCCUGGAGGCCAAGCCGGAGUUCCUCAAGUGGUUCGUGGUGCUGGAGGAGACGCCGUGGGACGCCACCAGCCACAUCGACAACAUGGAGAACGAGCGGAUCCCCUUCGACGUGGUGGACACCGCCCCCGCCGAGCAGCUGUACGAGGCCCACCUGGAGAAGCUGCGGACCGAGCGGAAGCGCGCCGAGAUGCGCCGGGCCUUCAAGGAGAACCUGGAGAGCUCGCCCUUCAUCACGCCCGGCAAGCCCUGGGAGGAGGCCCGCAGCUUCAUCAUGAACGAGGACUUCUACCAGUGGCUGGAGGAGGCCGUCUACCUGGACCUCUACGGCAAGCACCAGAAGCAGAUCAUCGAGCGGGCCAAGGAGGAGUUCCAGGAGCUGCUGCUGGAGUGCUCCGAGCUCUUCUACGAGCUGGAGCUGGACGCCAAGCCCAGCAAGGAGAAGAUGGGCGUCAUCCAAGAGGUGCUGGGCGAGGAGCAGCGCUUCAAGGCGCUGCAGAAGCUGCAGGCGGAGCGCGACGCCCUCAUCCUGAAGCACGUCCACUUUGUCUACCACCCCACCAAGGAGACGUGCCCCAGCUGCCCCGCCUGCGUGGAUGCCAAGAUCGAGCACCUGAUCGCCUCCCGCUUCCUCCGGCCGGCCGACCGCAACCAGAAGAACUCCCUGUGCGACCCCAGCAUCGACCGGAUCAACCUGGUCAUCCUGGGCAGGGACGGCCUGGCCCGCGAGCUGGCCAACGAGAUCCGCGCCCUCUGCACCAACGACGACAAGUACGUGAUCGACGGGAAGAUGUACGAGCUGUCCCUGCGGCCCAUCGAGGGCAACGUGCGGCUCCCGGUCAACUCCUUCCAGACACCGACCUUCCAGCCCCACGGCUGCCUCUGCCUGUACAGCUCGAAGGAGUCCCUGUCCUAUGUCGUGGAGAGCAUCGAGAAGAGCCGGGAGUCCACGCUGGGCCGGCGCGACACCCACCAGGCCCACCUGCCGCUGACGCUGAUCCUGGUGAACAAGAGGGGCGACGCCAGUGGGGAGUCCCUGCACAGCCUGAUCCAACAGGGCCAGCAGGUCGCCAGCAAGCUGCAGUGCGUCUUCCUGGACCCGGCCUCUGCCGGCAUUGGGUACGGCCGCAACAUCAACGAGCGGCACAUCAGCCAGGUGCUGAAGGGCCUCCUGGACUCGAAGCGCAACCUCAACCUGGUGGGCUCCACCCCGAGCAUCAAGGAGCUGGCUGACGCCGACCUGCGCAUCGUCAUGUGCCUGAUGUGCGGGGACCCCUUCAGUGCCGACGACAUCCUGCUCCCCGUCCUCCAGGCCCAGACCUGCAAGUCCUCCCAGUGCGGGGGGAGCAGCUCGGUCCUGCUGGAACUGCCCGUCGGCCUCCACCGGAGGCGCAUCGAGCUGUCCAUCCUCUCAUACCACUCCUCGUUCAGCAUCCGCAAAAGCCGCCUGGUGCACGGCUACAUCGUGUUCUACUCGGCCAGGCGGAAGGCCUCCCUGGCCAUGCUGCGUGCCUUUCUCUGCGAAGUGCAGGACAUUGUCCCCAUCCAGCUGGUGGCGCUGACGGAUGGCGCCGUCGACGUCCUGGACAACGACGUGAGCCGCGAGCAGCUGACGGAGGGCGAGGAGAUCGCCCAGGAGAUUGACGGGCGCUUCGCCAGCAUCCCCGGCGGACAGCCACAGCCCAAGCUGGAGCUCUUCCACCCGUUCUUCAAGGACGUGGUGGAGAAGAAGAACAUCGUGGAGGCAGCGCACAUGUACGACAACGCGGCAGAGGCCUGCAGCACCACCGAGGAGGUGUUCAGCUCGCCACGGGCCGGCUCGCCGCUCUGCAAUUCCAACCUGCAGGACUCCGAGGAGGACCCCGAGCCCCCCGCCUACGGGCUGUUCCGCGAGGACACGCCGCUGCCUGCCCUGUCCAAAGACCACUCCAAGCUCUCCAUGGAGCUGGAGGGCAGCGACGGGCUGUCCUUCUUCAUGAGCAACUUUGAGAGCAAGCUCAACCACAGAGUCCCGCCGCCCGUCAAGCCCAAGCCGCCCGUCCACUUUGACAUCACCAAGGGGGACUUGUCCUACUUGGACCAGGGCCACCGCGACGGCCAGCGCAAGUCUGUGUCCUCCAGCUGGCUCCCGCCGGAUGGCUUUGACCCCUCGGACUACGCCGAGCCCAUGGACGCGGUGGUCAAGCCGAGGAACGAGGAGGAGAACAUCUACUCGGUGCCCCACGACAGCACCCAGGGCAAGAUCAUCACCAUCCGCAACAUCAACAAGGCCCAGUCCAACGGCAGCGGCAACGGCUCCGACAGCGAGAUGGACACCGGCUCCCUGGAGCGGGGCCGCAAGGUGUCUGUGGUCAGCAAGCCGGUGCUGUACAGGACGCGGUGCGCCCGCCUGGGGAGGUUUGCCAGCUACCGGACCAGCUUCAGCGUGGGCAGCGACGACGAGCUGGGGCCCAUCCGGAAGAAGGAGGAGGACCAGGCGUCCCAGGGCUACAAAGGGGACAAUGCCGUCAUCCCGUAUGAGACCGACGAGGACCCCAGGAGGAGGAACAUCCUCCGCAGCCUGAGGAGAAACACGAAGAAACCAAAGCCCAAACCCCGGCCGUCCAUCACAAAGGCAACUUGGGAGAGCAACUACUUUGGGGUGCCGCUGACGACGGUCGUGACCCCAGAGAAGCCGAUCCCCAUCUUCAUCGAGAGGUGUAUCGAGUACAUUGAAGCCACGGGUCUGAGCACCGAGGGCAUCUACCGAGUCAGCGGGAACAAGUCCGAGAUGGAGAGCCUCCAGAGACAGUUUGACCAAGACCACAACUUGGACCUGGCGGAAAAGGACUUCACCGUGAACACGGUGGCCGGAGCCAUGAAGAGCUUCUUCUCGGAGCUGCCUGACCCGCUGGUCCCCUACAGCAUGCAGAUCGACCUGGUGGAGGCCCACAAAAUCAACGACCGGGAGCAGAAGCUGCACGCCCUCAAGGAGGUGCUGAAGAAGUUCCCGCGGGAGAACCACGAGGUCUUCAAAUACGUCAUCUCACACCUGAACAAGGUCAGCCACAACAACAAGGUGAAUCUCAUGACCAGCGAGAACCUCUCCAUCUGCUUCUGGCCCACGCUCAUGCGACCGGACUUCAGCACCAUGGACGCGCUGACGGCCACGCGCACCUACCAGACAAUCAUCGAGCUCUUCAUCCAGCAGUGCCCCUUCUUCUUCCACAACCGGCCCCUCGGCGAGCCCGCCGGCGCCCCGCCCAGCUCCCCCUCCAGCCUGGCUGCCACCGUGCCCUUCCUCACCUCCACGCCCGUCCCCACCCAGCCCUCACCCCCACAGUCGCCCCCACCCACCCCCCAGUCCCCGCUGCAGCCCCUGCUGCCUGCACAGCUCCAGGCCGAGCACACGCUGUGAGCGGGGCUGCGCUGCUCAAGCACCUCCUUCUCCGCGCAGACGGCCGCGGGCCUGGUCUCGCACAGACCACCCAGGGCCUGCCAACCAGCCGAGGACCUGCCCUUUGCCCUGGACCCCUCUGAGGAACCCCCCAGGCCUCGCUGACCGUGCAGAGCCACAGGGCGCCGGGCGGGCUGUUGCCCCGAAGAGAACGUGUCCCCCCCACUUUGUCUUCUCCCACCCCGUGUCUGUACCCUGGCCAGGGCUGGGCCUGCUUGACCACCCAGUGUGCUCCCCACCAGGCACGGUGCUGAGUGUCAGCCCGGCCCCCGGACACAGCCGUGGACAGCCGAGGGAGUACUGGAGGAGCGGCGGGAGCCUCCCCCCCACCCCACCCCCACCAGUCUGAGAGGAAAAGGACAAACAGCCCCAGCUGGGGAUGGACGGACGGAUGGGGCAGUGGGUACCAGCUCUCCCCUGCCCCACAGGACAGCACUGAGCCCUUGCUGGGGGGCUGCCAGAAACACUACAUAAUUGUGAAACACUAGUGUGAGUGAGUGAACGAGCGACCCUGUGGGAGCAAGUGUGAGCGCGUGUGUGCACGAAUGGACCUGGGGCAGGACCAGGGGGCUCCAUGCAGGCUCUUUUUCCCUGCCAGUGACGGGGUGGAGGUCUCUGGGUGUUGUUCAGGGAACCCGGACCCUCCUACCCCCACAGUGGUGGUCUCUGGCUGUCACUGCCUGCAGGUCACUCACUGCUGCCCUCCUGUGGCCUUGCUCAGCCCUUCCUGAGAAGUGACCGUCCCCUCAGCUUCCUGGCGCCCCCCCCCCCC